AUGGGUGUCAAAUUUGAUAAAACUUUUCAAAUAUCUACUACAGCCUUAUAUUGGAAUCUAGGCCAUCCAUCGAUACCUGUAACUUUAAAAUGGGUGAUAAAAAUGCUUAUUUUUUACCGAAUGAUGAUAUACUGUCCAGUUUUCAUAACUAUGAUUUACAGUAGCAUUUACUACGACAGUUUUAGCAGAAUUUGCACUAAUCUCGGUUUAGCAGCCGUUUUUGGUAUAAUAAGCUUUAACUACACCAUUCUAAUCGUUUACAAAAAGCGAUUUAUUCAGAUGAUGAGAAUAGUCGAAGAAGACUUAGAGCGUUCAAGUGAACUGAACAUAGAAGAUGAGAUUGUGGUUAGAGGCUAUACUGCCAAGGGAAGGAAGGUGACAAAAUAUUGGCUCAACGUAUGUAUAAUUUGCGACGGAUUUAUUUGCAAACCUGUUUUGGGCACCACUUAUUUUGCCCUAACGAGCAAUUUCACACUUGUCCCUAUACACGAGCUCACUUAUCCUACGAACUUAGAAGAAAGGAAGAAUGAAUUCGACAUGUAUUUGUUGAUAAUUGCCUUUCAAUUGUUUUACGUUUUACUAUCGAGUCUGAUGUAUGUUGGGUUUAACCCAUUGGGUCCUAUAUUUAUAAUGCAUGCGUGUGGGCAAAUGGACUUGGCGAUUAGGCAAGUGAGACGAUUAUUUUUGGAGAACAACAUUAAGAUCGAAGAGAGAAUACGCAGAUUGAGAGACAUAGUGCGCCUUGUACAAAAUAUUUACAGUUUUGUGGAUCAAAUACAAGAGACGCACAAAUUAUUAUUCGAAAUGUAUUUAAAAACCAGCACGGUUGUUAUUCCCAUUUCUUGUUUUGGUAUUAUUGAGUCGUAUCACGAAGGCAAUUUAAGCCUUGAUCUUAUCGGCUACGUAUUUGCCUGCUAUACGCAAUGCUUCAUUCCAUGCUACUACUGCGAGUUUCUCUUAAGUAAAGGCGAGGAAUUCCGAAACGCCAUAUAUUCUUGUGGCUGGGAAAGAUACUGGGGGUCGAGGAGUCGUUCCAUGAUUUUGCUGAUGUUAACCAGAACAGCACGACCAUUGCGGAUACAUGCACUGUUCAGUAUAGUCUGCUUUGAGGCAUUUGCUAAUGUAAACAGUCAGGCAUACCGAAUUUUCAAUGUUUUAAAUGCGGCUUGGAACUGA
Molecule: messenger RNA, 1176 nt
Organism: Cydia splendana
Lineage: Eukaryota; Metazoa; Arthropoda; Insecta; Lepidoptera; Tortricidae
Product: odorant receptor 2a-like
Exons: 6
Coding region: 1-1176 (391 amino acids)
Biological process (GO): sensory perception of smell; detection of chemical stimulus involved in sensory perception of smell
Cellular component (GO): plasma membrane
Molecular function (GO): odorant binding; olfactory receptor activity
Source: RefSeq, a predicted model, not a curated record